Molecule: messenger RNA, 3470 nt
Organism: Monopterus albus (swamp eel)
Lineage: Eukaryota; Metazoa; Chordata; Actinopteri; Synbranchiformes; Synbranchidae
Gene: aldh18a1
Product: aldehyde dehydrogenase 18 family, member A1
Exons: 17
Coding region: 193-2589 (798 amino acids)
Cellular component (GO): mitochondrion; cytoplasm
Molecular function (GO): ATP binding; glutamate-5-semialdehyde dehydrogenase (NADP+) activity; glutamate 5-kinase activity
Source: RefSeq, a predicted model, not a curated record
UCCAUUCAUUUUGGAAAUAGCCGCUAAGAUAAGAUAGCUCAUAAUAGCUAAACUAAGCUAACGUUAGCUAGCCAUGCAGCUAAGUUUGUGAGCCUUAUAAACUAACUUGCUCACAGUGGCUUCAUAUGUGCUUUGGUGUGAAUAGUAUCUAGGAACUGGAUUUUUAUCUUGCUCAUAUUUCUAAGCUAACAAAUGCAAAUAACAUCAUCUUCACCGGGGCAGUGUGUUAGUUCAGCAAGUGUCAGUGCCAUGUUUGCCAGACUGGCCUUGUGCUCCCGCCUGCCAUCCAGAACCCGGCAGUCAAAUGUUUGUCCACUUUCUAGCAGAGCGUAUUCUCAAACCAAGUUCUUACUCCCACGUUCCCAUGGGAAGUCGUUUGCCCACCGUAGUGAGUUAAAGCAGGCCAAACGCAUUGUGGUGAAGCUGGGGAGUGCUGUGGUGACACGUGGAGAUGAGUGUGGUCUGUCACUGGGACGACUGGCCUCCAUAGUAGAGCAGGUGGCCGUGCUGCAGAACCAAGGCAGGGAAAUGAUGAUUGUCACCAGUGGGGCGGUGGCAUUUGGAAAACAGAGAUUGAGACACGAGAUCCUACUAUCUCAAAGUGUCAGACAAGCCUUGCAUUCUGGACAGAACCAACUCAAGGACAUGUCAGUUCCAGUUUUGGAGGCAAGGGCCUGCGCGGCUGCUGGGCAGAGCGGCCUGAUGGCGUUGUAUGAGGCUAUGUUCACCCAAUACAGCAUUUGCACUGCACAAAUUCUGGUCACUAACCUGGAUUUCCAUGAUGAGCAGAAGCGUCGCAACCUGAACAGCACGCUCCAUGAACUGCUAAGGAUGAACAUAGUGCCUAUCAUCAACACCAAUGAUGCUGUUGUUGCACCGCCUGUUCCCAGCAGUGACCUGCAGGGAGUAAAUGUAAUAAGCAUUAAAGAUAAUGACAGCUUAGCUGCACGGCUGGCUGUUGAAAUGAAAGUAGACCUCCUCAUUGCCCUGUCUGAUGUUGAAGGCUUAUACGACAGUCCCCCAAGUACAGAUGAUGCCAAGCUCAUUGAUAUAUUUUAUCCUGGAGACCAGCAGUCAAUCACUUAUGGCACGAAGUCCAGAGUUGGCAUUGGUGGCAUGGAAGCCAAGGUGAAAGCAGCUCUGUGGGCACUACAGGGUGGUACGUCUGUUGUCAUUGCCAAUGGUACGCAUCCUAAAGUAACGGGUCAUGUCAUCACUGACAUCGUGGAAGGAAAGAAAAUUGGCACUUUCUUCUCCGAAGUGAAACCUGCAGGUCCAACUGUGGAGCAGCAGACAGAGAUGGCCCGGAACGCAGGAAGGGCUCUGGCCUCCCUGCUCCCAGAGCAAAGGGGAGAGAUCAUCUGCUCUCUUGCUGAGCUGCUUACAGAGAAGAAGGAUGAGAUUCUGAGUGCGAACAAGACAGACAUGGAGUUAGCAACAGCAUCAGGUCGUUACUCCCAGCCUCAGAUCAACCGCCUGAGUCUGUCAACUGCAAAGCUGAACAGUCUUGCCAUCGGCCUACGUCAGCUUGCUGUGUCGUCCAGGGAUAGUGUGGGUCGGGUGCUUAGGAGGACCAGGGUAGCCAACAACCUGGAGCUGGAACAGAUCACUGUUCCCAUCGGUGUCCUGCUCGUCAUCUUUGAGUCACGUCCUGAUUGUCUCCCGCAGGUGUCAGCACUGGCUAUUGCCAGUGGAAAUGCUUUACUACUGAAAGGGGGUAGAGAAGCUUCCAACACCAAUAAAAUUCUACAUCAACUCACGCAGGAAGCACUUGCCAUUCAUGGAGUGGCAGAUGCCAUCCAGCUGGUGAGCACACGUGAAGAAGUUGAGGACCUGUGCAAAUUAGACAAGAUGAUUGACUUGAUCAUUCCAAGAGGCUCAUCACAGCUGGUCCGGGACAUCCAAAGGGCGGCUAAGGGGAUUCCUGUACUGGGCCACAGCGAGGGUGUCUGUCACGUCUACUUAGACAGCAAUGCCAGUAUAGAAAAGGCUAUUGAUAUUGUCAGAGAUUCCAAAUGUGACUACCCUGCGGCCUGCAAUGCCAUGGAGACCCUCCUUAUUCACAAAGAUUUGCUGCGAACGCCAAUAUUUGACCAGAUCAUUGAUAUGCUGAGAAUAGAGCAUGUGAAGAUCCAUGCAGGCCCACGGUUUGCAUCUUAUUUAACUUUCAGCCCAUCCGAGGUGAAAUCUCUCAGGACAGAGUAUGGGGACCUGGAGUGCUGUGUUGAGGUGGUAGACAGCAUGAACGAUGCCGUGGACCACAUCCACAAAUACGGCAGCUCCCACACUGAUGUCAUUGUUACAGAAAAUGAAGAAACUGCUGAACAAUUUCUGCAGCUGGUGGACAGUGCCUGCGUAUUCUGGAACUGUAGCUCUCGCUUUGCUGAUGGCUACCGUUUUGGCUUAGGAGCUGAGGUUGGUAUCAGUACGGCACGGAUACAUGCCAGAGGUCCAGUGGGAUUGGAGGGGCUUCUGACCACCAAAUGGGUCCUUCGGGGGGAAGGGCACACUGUGGUUGACUUCUCGGAGCAAGGCAGUAUGAAAUACCUUCAUGAAAACAUCCCUGUCCCCCAGGGGAGCUUUAGUUAGGUACCCAACCAAAGAGCCAUCACCAGGAGUCAAGAUAACAAAUGUCCAUGCAGUUUAUUUAAAGGUUUGUGUUUGCUAGUAGCACUUCGAUUUCUCAGCUGCUGCUGCUUCAUCACCUGUAUAAACUCACUAUAUUGGUGCAGGAAGCUUGCAUGCAGAACAGAGGCUACUUUCACUUGAUCACCACAUUCCUGGUUUUGUGAACCUCUGCAUAAACCUGUGAAUGUUUUCUAGAUAAACAUUGAUCUCCUGAGAAAAUGACUGGUGGUUACAUGACAGUUGAGAGGGGUAUAUACUGUGGUUAAAAAAACAAAAACAAAAAAACACCACCAAACAAAUACAUUAUUAUGUAUAUGUGUGUGUGACAGGUGACAAAGUACUGUUUACAAAAACAAAGCUCUUUCAUCUGUAAGGCCAUUUUAUUUUUUAUAGCAGAAGAAAAAAUCAUUGGACCGGGUGUGAUUAUCUAACUUAUUUUUCUAUGUACAACCUCGCCCUUGUUUUUGUAAUUUACUGCAAUGUGUUAUUUGUGCAGGAUCUUGAUUCAGAUUUUGCUCCUUUUCCUCUUUGCAAAGAUGAUUAAAUAUGUUGUACAGUUCUUUAAACAGUAAUGUAUUUUAUUUAUCACAAAUUUAAUACUGAAAAAUCUGCAUCCUAAUGUCCCUGGUUGACAUGUGCAGUUAGUGUUGAUGUUAAGAAAAAUUUAUAAAUCAAUGCAACAGCUUUAAAAUAUUCAGCUAUGGUAGCAUUCAGUUGUUCAAUAGAUGAAAUCCUAAAUAUUUCCCACCAUUUCACAUAUUGUUUGAGGGAACAUAAUCUUUUGACAAUGGCUGAUUGAUCGUUUGGUUCUUGAACAUUAAUAAAUCCCAAUUAAACCGACA